AUGGAUUGGACGACCCGCGAGUCAAGGAGGCAUAUGAAGCAGCCGUUGCAGAGGCGGGGGGAUGGUAUGUUCCUGCUCAAGUAUGCUAGCCGCGAUGAAGUUGAGCUUCUGGGUCAGGGCACCGGCGGGAUUGUCGAGAUUCGAAACAACAUAGCAGAGUAUACAGACAAGUCGCCGCUGUACGGAUAUCUGAGAUACAGGCGUCGGAAUGUCAUCAUCAAAUACCUGCCUGAGGAUUGUUCCAGAUUGGUCCAAGCGCGGGUGACCGUUCACUUUGAUUCUGUUUGUGACCGCUUCUCGCCCCACGAUACAGUGUUUGAGAUCACCGAGGCGAAGGAACUGAAGGACACCAAGCUCUCGGCUGCUUGCUCACUCCACGCUGCUUCGGGUUCGACUUCAUCUUCUACCAGUUCGUUGCGCCGAAGACGAUUGGUGGAAAUUGCCGAGGAAGAAGAGGAAGAGGAACGAGAUCGCAAAAGACAAUCGACUGUGCAGGAACACGAUCGCCCUGGGUCUCCGGGCCAAUAUGUUGUACAGCCUCCGGUGAAGCUCAACGCAGAUCUUGCCACGAUACCCGACGCUUCCAGAUUCACCGACGGACGAGAUCCUCCUCAGUUUACGGGUGUUGACAGGCCCUCUUCACCGGCUCAAUCGUUCGAUGACGCGGGGAGGCGCAUGUCCUCGCUUGACCUCUAUCCUAGCAGCUCGUAUCCUUACCCCAAACCAAAAGUAAGGCUCGGUCCAAGGCCCUCAGUUGAGGCGUCAGGGCGCCCCAAGACUCCUGGAGGCGGGACUGCCAAACUUGUGGCAUCAAUGCCUUCUAGUGUCAAGGCACUGUCCAAGGUUUCCAAGAAAGGCCGUUCUGCCGACGACGACGAAGACGUCCUGGAAUCGCCGAUCAAGGAGGAGCCGGAGAAUCCGUUUCCAGAUCUGGCGCCAACCAAGCCUGUCGAAGACGAUCCUGCUCGAUUUUUGACCAGUAGCGACAUCCCGGCCUCCGCCCCAGCACCAGUGCCUACGGCCACACUUGCCCCGCCACCAAGCAAGCCGAACACGAUCUCACCCGAAAAAGCACGGCUUUUGAAGGCUAUGAAGCUGAGAGAAAAGAAAAAGAUGAUGAACUCGCAAUCCGCGGAAGGCCUGUCUGCAGGCGAUGUUUCUCCGGCACCCACCACUCCAGGUCUGGCAGACGACAACCACCUCGAAACUCCACAGGAGGUGACAAUGGAAAGCGCUUCACCUGAAGCUGCGGGAGAGGAAGCUGCCAUUAUCGACAAAGCCGAUUCAGGCAUUGAGAUUGAAAUCGUGACUGAUUUGGGCUCUGUCGAUGCUCAGACAGACUCGCACCCUCCAUCGCCCCUGGCCUCUUCUGAUAUCGGUGAUUCAACCCAGGCUUCGUCUCUCUCGGAUUCUACAGACGAAACCAUUCUCGGUAAGGACCAGGGCAAGGAAACUCCCAUUGAAAAGGAGAUCCAGCAAACCGAGACCAACAGUCACAAACCGGACGCUCUAUCUCUGGAUGGUCAGGCAACAAGCAUCAUUGCACCCAUGGAAGACGCAUCGGCCGUUCUGAAAGAUGACAGUGCUGCCGGAGCGCCCGCAUCCGCCAACACUACGGUGACACAGGAACCUCCAGUUCAGACUUUACCGGUAUCCCGGUUCUCAGUUGCGGCUUUCCCAGCCGGAGUCUCCAACGAAGACGCAGGUAGUCCCGGUUCUGCAGAAACCGUCAAGGAAGAGCCCUCAGCAACUGAUCCCGAGACUGCACCAGCGGUCGAAAACGAGGAAGAAACAUCUCCAGCGCGACUUCCGCUCUCCAAGUUCUCCACUCAAGACGCCAAACCUAUCGCCAACGUGGAGAGCCAGAUUGACACAGCUACUGUUGGACAGCCAUCCAACAUAGGGUCAGAUAUCACCGACGUAAGAGCGCGAGAAACGCAAUCGGUUCCGGCUGUUGCGGAUACUCAAAUCGCAGAAACGGAAGAAGCCACCAGACCAAAACCUGCCCCUGAGCCCAUCAAGACGGGGUUGGAUGCGCCUGGAGCGGACAAGCGGCAAUCGGUGAUCAGCAUGUUCGACAACGAUGGUUUUAUCGAUGAGCUGCAGUCUGCCACGGUCCAACAAGCCACACCCAUUACCGUCUCCAAGUCACCCAUCACGCCAUUCUUCCCCAACGAUGCGAAUUUUAAGAGAAACACCGUCGGAGGUUUGGAUGCCGUGUCGAGGUUUUCGAGGACAGUCUCGAACCCCGUUCGAAGCUCCAUGCUGUCUCCCAACGAGGCCGUUCCAGGCUCUGCCCGAUCUGUCUCGUCCAGUGCCUAUCUGCAAAAGGCUCCGCGGCCCGCGGCAGAUGUGCUGCCCAAGACAGGCAAAAUUGGUUCGAGUAUCUCUGAGCGCAUCAAAGCACUACAGCAGCUUUCAGGGAAAGCAGGGGCCCCUGUGGAAACGGUGGUGGCCAAGGAGCGUCCAUCGUCCACUUUCUUCGCUGUUCGAAAAGAUGGCAAAAUUCCAUCACGGACACCUUCCUUGGUCGAUAGGACGGCUUCGUUGAGUGGAAGACCGACACCUUCCCCCCCGGGAUCCGUGGAGUCAUCACCCGAUGGUGCUUCGAUCAUCAGGCGCGAUAGGUCCGGGUCGGUGGUCAAUCGUCUCUCCAUGUUUGAAGGUGGGAACCCCCCACGGGGCAAGCCGGAAUCGGUUCAGGUCACUGCCCGCAUCGUGCGAGAUCCGACCAGGCUGUCAGAGCAGAAGCUUGACCCAGCAGAGUACAACACACACGAUCUUCAGCAUUCACCGCUGAUGGUUGACCUUCAGAAGCGGGUUUCGUUGGAGGUUCAGUCGAGGCCUCUCAGCGCUCUGUCAGGCCGGAUGUCUCUGGACCAUGGACCCCAGAUUGAAAGGAAACAAUCCCUGCUGCAGCGUCGUCUCUCAAAGGGCAGCCAGUCGGCGGCUAACGAUCGUGAGUCAGUUGCAGAUGACGGCCAAGGCGUGCCCCGUGCUGGGAGACGCUCCUCGCUGAACGUGGUCAAAGACUUCAUCAAGGGUGCUAAGUCCCCCUCUACCGACAACCUUGCCCCCUCUCCUGGGCAAGCCAUGAGCCCUGGCUCGAGAUCCUCACCCCGUCCUCCUUCAAGCCAUCAGAACACUGCGCCUUCUGGUGGCUUUGCGCGUCGGCUGAGCAUUGGCAGCCGUCGUUCUUCAAUUGAUCAGAACGGCGUGCUCUCCCCUGUCCGUACGACUGAAGUCUCGAUUGACUCUGAUGCCGAGAGCAUCAAGAAGAGCCCUGCUAGCCCCAACCCGGGCAAGAGCAGCCGGACGUCCCGUUUCAUGCGUCGCCUUUCCAACACUCUUGUUCCCAACAGCAGAAAGGCCGGUCCCCCGUCCAUCUCCCCAACUGUCACGGAGGAGAAUGCCGCCGAGGUUGCUGCUGCCUCCAGGGCCACCACGGCUACUCCUUCCGCCUCGCCAGCUCAGCCAAGCAUUGUUGCCUUCAUGGGAGAUGUCAAUGUUCAGUUCCCCGACAAUCUUUUGUGGAAGCGCCGGAGCAUUUGCCUCGACAGCCAAGGCUUCUUGAUUCUCAGUGCUGUUUCUGGCACUGCCAUGCUGCCCACCAAGAACAAGGCGGCGGGUCUUCUCAGGCGGUAUCACAUCACCGACUUCAAGCCUCCUUAUACCCCCGAUGUUGAGUUGCAGGAGCUUCCCAACAGCGUUGUGCUUGACUUUGUCGAGGGCAGUGGUCUCCAAGUUGCCUGCGAGGAUCGGGCUGGCCAGAUGAAUAUCCUGCAUAGUGAGUUCCAUGAUUAA
Messenger RNA from Podospora anserina S mat+, 3804 nucleotides. RefSeq lists its product as uncharacterized. Lineage: Eukaryota; Fungi; Ascomycota; Sordariomycetes; Sordariales; Podosporaceae. The record is from RefSeq and is a predicted model, not a curated record. The transcript has 3 exons. Bases 1 to 3804 code for a protein of 1267 amino acids.